AUGUUGAAGAUCCUCGAGUCUUCUCGGUUUUCUAAUACAUCUCUUUUUAGCUACCAAUCCUCCCCUCUCUUGCGCCGUGUCAGCAUCGCUUGCCUUCCUGGAUUUCAUUGUGAAGAAACCCCAAAUGGACUCCGAUGUGUUCGAGAUAGCGCACCUGCAUUGCCAAACCAGUGGUUAUGCAACUCGAUAAAAUGCAGCGAAGUAGAAACUUGUGAAAUUUUUAGCGAUGGGCCACGAUGUAUUUCCACUCACGGUCUCUGUGCAGCUAUUUACUGCACAAAAGGCAAAUGUGUUGAAUAUGGCAAUACUUUUGGAUGCUUCGAUACAAACUGCGGUCUACAUGAAGAGUUCAAGACGUGUGCUGCAUGCGAGCAGACCUGCAGACAUAGACAGAAAACGUGUGCCAGCAAAUGCCUUCCACCCUCAUGUCAAUGUAUCGACGGCUACUUACGACAUCAUGGAAAAUGCGUCCCAGCUGACAACUGCAAAAAUUUAGUUGCUCUCACAAGAAUCUGGAAGAAGACUUUGGAAGUACGCUGA
This is a messenger RNA of Cylicocyclus nassatus, 540 nucleotides long. The record is from the annotation of a GenBank genome assembly. NCBI's taxonomy places the organism in Eukaryota, Metazoa, Nematoda, Chromadorea, Rhabditida, Strongylidae.